CUGCGCUCCGCCCGUUCCCGGGCGCGGCUUGCGGGCUCUCCGCCUCUCCGGCAAGAUGGCAGCAGCGGCGGGUCGAGCCGGGCUGGGCUUCCUGCGGGGGCUGCGGCUCCCCGGCCCGGCCGCGAUCAGGGGGCUGCGCGCAGGAGGGGGAUGUGUCCAGCAGCAGGAAUUCACCUCCCUGGAGGAGAAGCCCCAGUUCCCGGGAGCUUCGGCUGUCUUCAUCGACAGGCUGGAAUUCAUCCAGCCCAACGUCAUUUCUGGGAUCCCCAUCUACCGGGUCAUGGACCGGCAGGGGCAGAUCGUCAACCCCAGUGAGGACCCCCAGAUUUCCCAAGAGGAGGUGCUGAAGUUCUACAAGAGCAUGACGCUUCUCAACACCAUGGAUCGAAUCCUGUACGAGUCCCAGAGACAGGGACGGAUUUCCUUUUAUAUGACCAACUACGGAGAAGAAGGCACCCACGUGGGCAGCGUAGCAGCCCUGGAUGACACUGACCUGGUCUUUGGACAAUACCGAGAAGCAGGUGUCCUGAUGCACAGGGGCUACCCUCUGGACAUGUUUAUGGCCCAGUGCUACGGCAACGCCAGCGACCCCGGCAAAGGCCGGCAAAUGCCCGUGCAUUACGGCUGCAAAGAUUUGAACUUUGUCACCAUAUCGUCCCCGCUUGCCACCCAGAUCCCACAAGCGGUGGGGGCCGCCUACGCCUUCAAGCGGGCGAACACCAACCGGGUUGUCAUCUGCUACUUCGGCGAAGGGACCUCCAGUGAGGGGGAUGCCCACGCGGGCUUCAACUUCGCUGCCACCCUGGAGUGUCCGGUCAUAUUUUUCUGCCGGAACAACGGCUACGCCAUCUCCACUCCAACGUCCGAACAAUACCGGGGCGACGGCAUCGCCGCCCGGGGUCCCGGUUAUGGCAUCCAGUCUAUCCGAGUGGACGGCAACGACGUCUUUGCCGUGUACAACGCCACCAAGGAGGCCCGGCGCCGGGCCAUUGCCGAGAACCAGCCCUUCCUCAUCGAGGCUAUGACCUACAGGAUCGGGCACCACAGCACGAGUGACGACAGCUCGGCCUACCGCUCUGUCGAUGAGGUCAAUUACUGGGACAAACAGGACCACCCCAUCUCACGUCUCCGCCACUACAUGGUGAGCCGGAACUGGUGGGAUGAGGAGCAGGAGAAGAGCUGGCGGAAGAAGUCGCGCAAACGGGUGAUGGAGGCGCUGGAAGAGGCUGAGCGGAAGCUGAAGCCGAAACCUCAGCUCCUGUUCUCGGACGUUUACAGUGAGAUGCCCUGGCACAUCGCCAAACAGCAGACAGCCUUAGAACGUCAUCUGAAACAGUAUGGAGAUCACUACCCACUGGAUCACUACGAGAAGUGAAUCCCGGCCUCGCCCGAUCCCUCCUCACGUCCGCCUUUCCCCACCCUGAGGGCUGGUGCCCCCCUCCAGGGUGCCAGGCUGGCUUGCAGGCAUCUCCGGCACCACCCCAGGUCAUCCACAAAUCUCUCUUCUUUUGUACUUGGGAUGCCCAUCUGGCCUUCCAUCCAUCCCUCCUUCAUCUUUGCUUCUGGCCAGAGAACCUCUGGGUCCUGCCUAGAUUUUUAUUUUUAUUUUAUUUUUUACAAAAGGGCUGCUUUGCUUUUUUGUCGCUUCCAGCUCAGUUGCCUUUCAUAGUUUUUUUUUUUUUUUUUAAAGGCCAGCCCAAAAGAAGAGAGAGCUUCCCCCCGCCACCCAACGGGGCUUGGUCAGCCUGUGGCAAGAGACUGAAGUGGGGAUUGGGGACCCCACUUCCUGGGAGAGUUCAAAGGAGGUUUAAUGCCUUGCUAGGUACAUUUCUGUAAAUGCCUGGGGCCCGGUGGAUUCUCUCUUGACUAUCACGAGCUAACACGGUCAAGCAUUUAAUUUAGAACUGGGGUUCCUUUUGGCCUGCUUUUGAUAUUUGAAGAUUUCGCCUUCAAUUUGGUUUCUGGAUCAAGUGACACUUCCUCUCCGUUUGCCCUUCUAGGUUCUUGGAAAAUAUUGCUCUGGGCUUGCACUGUUUGGGGUCAAAUGCACAGUUGGAUAUUAGGGCCCUGCCUGGCACCCCGUUUCUUGAGCAACAUAUUCACCUUUUAUGAUUCACACAGGCCCUCGUCACCCUAGCCGUCAAUUUUUAAUUGUCCCUCCAACUUUCCAAAUCUAUCUUCAUGGGCCUUUAAGAAAAAAUCACUUUCCCCCAGUUUGUAAAGCCAAGGGGGGCUUCUUCCUUGUAGCUACUCCUUGUAGCAAGAGUCAGAGGGUCUAACAGCAGUAGUAGUUGUGGGUAGGGGUUUUUACAGGAGGGGGGGUGGUGAAGACCGAGCCUCAAAAAGCGACAUUCAAAGGAUUUAGGAGCCUCACUAGAGUUAUUAUUAUUAUUAUUAUUGCACAAAAAGGUGGAAAAGCUGCCAAUAAGCUUCCUCAAAAGCACAGAACUAUCUCCCAGCUUUCCUAGGUUUUUAACGCGUUCACCUUCCUUGCUCUCCAGGCCGAAUUCAACAAGCCAAUCCAUGUCACCUUAGCAUCCUGCUGUGGCAGGGUUUAAAUUUGUCAGAUUGCUGUCUGGAGGGAAACAUUUCUUUAGGAAAAAUCCGUAGACGGGGCUGAAGGCUUGAAGUGAGGUGCCCCUACCCCCCCCUCCCGUGUUUUCCAAGAAGCCCACCGUGGAAAGAAGACGUGACAAAUUAUUUCUUUGCCGAGCAUGGAGAUUCAGCAGCCUCGAAUGUGGCGCCAGCUGAUUUAUCCAAACACUACAAGGGGCGUCAUUCCUAGAAAACGGUUGCCAAGGAUUAAUGUCUAUGGAUUUUCUUUGGAAGGGAAAUGACUUUGAGCAAGAGGGAAGGCGGGCAAAUUGUGCACAGGGUGGGGACAAUACGUUUGGGGACGUGAGAACGAGAAACAGGGAUCCGUGUUCGAACGUCUCUUUGGGGAUGUUUGGUGCAUUUUUUUUUCCCCCAGCACCUUCCUAAGUGGAAUUCAAGCUGUUCUGUUGGUCUUACUCCAAAGCUGUUACAACUGAAAAUAACGAUCAUUGUGGGGGGUUAAGGGAAGAAUGGGUUGAUGCCAGCCCAUCUAAUCGCACAUAUGGGGCAAGUUGGGAAAUCAAUAAAUAUUUUUCUGGCCAA
Crotalus tigris (Tiger rattlesnake) is the source of this 3138-nucleotide messenger RNA. It is a transcript of the gene BCKDHA, whose product is annotated as branched chain keto acid dehydrogenase E1 subunit alpha. Gene Ontology annotation, molecular function: oxidoreductase activity, acting on the aldehyde or oxo group of donors, disulfide as acceptor. Gene Ontology annotation, biological process: branched-chain amino acid catabolic process. The record is from RefSeq and is a predicted model, not a curated record. Bases 56 to 1375 code for a protein of 439 amino acids. The transcript has 9 exons. Lineage: Eukaryota; Metazoa; Chordata; Lepidosauria; Squamata; Viperidae.